CAUGGACCAGACCCUUCAGGAUGAGGUACAGCAGGAAUUACGUUCAGCAAAGUCAGAAUGGAUGGAGAUUUUUCAGCUUUUCGGGGGACACUAGUGUGGCAGGAAGAAUACUAAGACACCCGAGUGAGGGAGAUUCAGUGGGCUGACUGUGGAAAAAGUGCUUCAAACCAUUUCCUCAGCUUGGGGGAAUCAAAAUCACACCCCUCACGGUGGGGACAGACUGUGUACCAGUUCUGUUUGUAAUUUCAAACCCAGGUGACACAAGGAAUACACUCCCCAUGGGGAAACCGUGGAAAUGUGGGGACUGUGGGAAAGGAUUCCCUUCCCCCUCAGUGCUGGAAAUUCACAGACGUGUUCACAGCGGGGAGAAGCCGUUCAUCUGCUCAGUGUGUGGGAAGGGAUUCACAAAUUCUUCCAACCUGCGGGCGCACCAGUGGGUCCACACGGGAGAGAAGCCCUUCACCUGCUUGGUGUGCAGGAAGGGGUUCACGCAUUCAUCUGCACUGCUGACCCACCAGCGGGUCCACACUGGGGAGAGGCCGUUCGGUUGCUCAGAGUGCGGGAAGGCUUUCCGUCGUGUGAGCAACUUGAGGAAGCACGAGCGGGUCCACAUGGGGGAAAGGCCAUUCACCUGCCCCGAGUGUGGGAAGGGAUUCAUUGAUUCUUCCAGCUUGCUGAACCACCAGCGGAUCCACACAGGGGAAAGGCCAUUCACCUGCUCUGUGUGCGGGAAAGGAUUCAAUCAUAUGAGCAAUUUGCGGCAGCAUAAGCGGGUCCACACUGGGGAGAGGCCAUUCACCUGCCCCGAGUGUGGGAAGGGAUUUACCAACUCUUCCCACCUGCUGACCCACCAGCGGAUCCACACUGGGGAGAGGCCAUUCACCUGCUCCAAGUGCAGGAAGGGCUUCACCUGCUCCUCUGACCUCCAGAGACAUCAACGAGUUCACGUGCCAUCACAGGGAAAUUGAAGGAGUGACAGAUAAGUACCAUUUUUGACUAGACUAUCAACCCCGUUCUGGGGUCUCCCAGGUUUGAAUCCCACCGUGGUAGAUGGUGCAAUUGAAAUCUGGAGUUCAGAAUCAAAUGAUGAAACCAUUUUCAGGGGAAGAAAAACCCCACCUUAUUCACUCAUGUCCUUUUUUAGAGAAUGAAGCUAUCUUUGCAGGAAAGGAAUCACUCAGUUAUUCCAGCUGCAUCCUUUACCUGGUCUGGCCUACCCCUGACUCCAGACCCACAGCAGUGUGGUUGACUCUUGAUUGCAUCCCCCUCCUGUAUAUGAGCUGGAGAAACUAACUUGUAUACAGGGUGUAGGCUGAAACUGCUGAGUGAGGCAAUACUUCCUCCAGAUGAAGGCUGUACCAAGGAUCCAGUUCCAAAGGGAUAAUUUGGUGCUGACCAAUAGUAAAGAAAGUGGGGGAUGGGGAGUGUGUGCACUUUGACCUUGAGCUUUUUAUUUAAAAAACGCUACUUUUCGUGCACUUUUUUUUUCUGGGAAAAAUUGAAACUGUAAUGAAGCAGGGUUGUAAUAAA
Hemiscyllium ocellatum (epaulette shark) is the source of this 1530-nucleotide messenger RNA. Its product is annotated as zinc finger protein 239-like. The record is from RefSeq and is a predicted model, not a curated record. Lineage: Eukaryota; Metazoa; Chordata; Chondrichthyes; Orectolobiformes; Hemiscylliidae. The transcript is spliced from 2 exons. Gene Ontology annotation, biological process: negative regulation of transcription by RNA polymerase II. The coding region runs from base 279 to 968 and encodes 229 amino acids. Gene Ontology annotation, molecular function: DNA-binding transcription repressor activity, RNA polymerase II-specific.